This is a messenger RNA of Giardia duodenalis, 981 nucleotides long. RefSeq lists its product as uncharacterized. The transcript has a single exon. NCBI's taxonomy places the organism in Eukaryota, Fornicata, Diplomonadida, Hexamitidae. The record is from RefSeq and is a predicted model, not a curated record. The coding region runs from base 1 to 981 and encodes 326 amino acids.
AUGAUAUGCAGUUACUGUUGCCAGUCUCCGGCUGACUACGUAACCUGUACAGCAUGUGGCUCCACUGUUUGUAGUCUCUGUGCGCGCACAACUUCUCUUGAAUACAUUUGUCCUCGGUGCUUGUUUGGCACAAAUCAGGGAGCUGGAUUGGCCGUUUUUAAUCUAGGAGAAAGACGGCUUCCCAUGGCAAAAAAGGAGACCUUAUGCCACUUGUGUGGUGCAACUAUAGAAGAAAGGGCUCGCUGUGCAGUUUUGGAGCACUGUAAGAAGCACAAGCUUUGUCACGUAUGCUGCAGCAAUUCACAAGUAGUUCCGCUGACAGACAUACCGUGUCCCGGUGCUAUUCUUGCUGCAGCGGAGCCUGUUACGAGUAUGGAACGGGCCAUUGGACGGAAGAUUACCCCUGAGCUUGUUACUCUUCUGCUUGACGAUCCAGCGACUCCUGAGACCCGUGGACUGCACUCUUUAGAUGAGCAAGCAGUUGCUUGUAAGAUGUUUUUACCGUAUGAUCAAUUGAAAGAACUGACAGCUGUGUGUAACGAGCUGGACCAAGCAAAAGCAAGGGGGUCUUCAGCUGAGGCCAAAGGCAUCAGUAUCCAGGACCCCAGGUCUUGGUCUGAUACCUUAGUACUUGCUAGCACCCCGCAGAACGCUGAUCUAGCGUGGCGUAUAUCUGCACUGCAAACCCAAUGCGAGAAGAUAUACUAUCAUCCGCGAAUGGCAAGCCUUACAACGCCAGAGGACGCGUGCAUUCUUCCUUCAAAUUUUGAUAACGAUGAACACCGGCAAUCCAUGAAGUCUGUGAAGAUGGGUGCCUAUGUGAAGUGCAUCAAAUUGGGUGCACCACCAAAUACUUUGAGCGCUCUGUUACAACCAGGCGGCCAAACUCCAGAGGAGCUAGCAGACUUGGCGGGGAUUCCGCUGCCCAAUAGCGUACGGCUGUCUCCGACCCCCUGUCUCGUUGCACUCCGACAAAAAUAG